This is a messenger RNA of Equus caballus (horse), 2480 nucleotides long. It is a transcript of the gene SOAT1, whose product is annotated as sterol O-acyltransferase 1. Gene Ontology annotation, molecular function: cholesterol O-acyltransferase activity; fatty-acyl-CoA binding; cholesterol binding. Gene Ontology annotation, biological process: cholesterol efflux; cholesterol homeostasis; cholesterol metabolic process. The record is from RefSeq and is a predicted model, not a curated record. Gene Ontology annotation, cellular component: endoplasmic reticulum membrane. Lineage: Eukaryota; Metazoa; Chordata; Mammalia; Perissodactyla; Equidae.
GCGAGGCCGGGGGCGGAGGGGCCGGGCAGUCGGGCGCUUUAUUUGCGUCUGCGGGGCGCUGGCUGCGCUGCGAGUCUUGGGCGUCCGGAGAGCGGUCGGGAGGCGACCUCGCUGCCCGCCGCGCGCUGCGGCUUCCCGGCUUUACCCUCCUGGCCGAGGUACCCGCUGCCGGGCUCCGGCCCCAGACAACAAUGGUGGGUGAAGAGAAAAUGUGUCUAAGAAAACGGCUGUCAAAGUCCGAUGAAAAUCUUGAGGAAAGUGAAGAGGAGAGAAACUCUUCAGAGGAGUCCCUAGAGACAUCUAGUAAUGGUCGGAUUGACAUAAAACAGUUGAUAGCAAAGAAGAUACAGUUGACGGCAGAGGCAGAGGAAUUAAAGCCAUUUUUUAUGAAGGAAGUUGGCAGUCACUUUGAUGAUUUUGUGACCAGUCUCAUUGAAAAAUCAGCAUCAUUAGACAAUGGUGGAUGUGCUGUCACAACCUUUUCUGUUCUUAAAGGAGAGAACAACCAUAGAGCUAAAGAUCUGAGAGCACCUCCAGAACAUGGAAAGAUUUUUGUUGUAAGGCAGUCUCUCUUAGAUGAGCUGUUUGAGGUGGACCACAUCAGAACAAUAUAUCACAUGUUUAUUGCUCUCCUCAUUCUCUUUAUCCUCAGCACAGUUGUCGUAGAUUACAUUGAUGAAGGAAGGCUGGUGCUUGAGUUCAGUCUCAUAUCUUAUGCUUUUGGCAAACUUUCUAUUGUUAUGUGGACGUGGUGGACCAUGUUCUUGUGCACACUUUCAAUUCCCUAUUUCCUCUUUCAACGUUGGGCCAGAGGCUAUAGCAAGAGUUCUCAUCCAGUGAUCCAUUCUCUCUUCCAUUGCUUACUUUUCAUGGUCUUCCAGAUGGGGAUUCUGGGUUUGGGACCAACAUAUGUCGUAUUAGCAUAUACACUGCCACCAGCUUCCCGGUGCAUCGUUAUAUUUGAACAGAUUCGCUUGAUAAUGAAGGCCCAUUCAUUUGUCAGAGAGAAUGUGCCUCGGGUACUAAAUUCAGCUAAGAAGAAAUCAAGGACUGUUCCAGUACCCACAGUCAACCAGUAUUUGUACUUCUUAUUUGCUCCUACCCUCAUCUACCGCGACAACUAUCCCAGGACUCCCACUGUAAGAUGGAGUUAUGUUGCUAUGCAGUUUGCACAGGUUUUGGGUUGCCUUUUUUAUGUGUACUACAUCUUCGAAAGGCUCUGCGUCCCCUUGUUUCGAAAUAUCAAACAGGAGCCCUUCAGCGCCCGUGUUCUGGUCCUUUGUGUAUUUAAUUCCAUCUUGCCAGGUGUGCUGAUACUGUUGCUUAUUUUUUUUGCCUUUUUGCACUGCUGGCUUAAUGCCUUUGCUGAGAUGUUACGCUUUGGCGACAGGAUGUUUUAUAAGGAUUGGUGGAACUCUACAUCUUACUCCAACUAUUACAGGACCUGGAAUGUGGUAGUCCAUGACUGGCUGUAUUACUAUGCUUACAAGGACUUUCUCUGGGUUUUCACGAAGAAGUUCAGAGCGGCUGCCAUGUUAGCUGUCUUUGCUGUGUCUGCUGUAGUGCACGAAUAUGCCUUGGCUCUUUGCUUGAACUUUUUCUAUCCAGUGCUCUUCGUGCUCUUCAUGUUCUUUGGAAUGGCUUUCAACUUCGUUGUCAAUGAUAGUCGGAAAAGGCCAAUUUGGAAUGUUAUGAUGUGGACUUCCCUUUUUGCGGGCAAUGGAGUUAUCCUGUGCUUUUAUUCUCAAGAGUGGUAUGCACGUCAGCACUGUCCUCUGAAAAAUCCCACAUUUCUGGAUUAUAUCCAGCCACGUUCCUGGACUUGUCGUUACAUGUUUUAGAAGUUUGGACUUUGUUUCCUUCCUUGACACUGAAGAUUGGAUAUUCUGCCUGAUGUGGGGCCAACAUCUGUUUCCAGCUGUUACUGAAGUUAUCUGAUUAUUUGGACAACUCCAGGCUUACAGAUGGCUCACUCCGUUCCUAGCUCACCUUAAGCCGAGCUGUUGGAAAUUUACUGGAAUCUUUUACACUUAAGCAGGACUUUGUUUUUUUUCCUAUGUGGGAGAAGGGAGACUUGAGGCUGCCUUAAUUACAGAUUUUUGCUGGGUCAUAUCAGCUCAAGCCUCAGAAGUUAUAUCUUUUUUGUUUUGGACUCUAUCUAAUUAGACGCUAAACUUAUGUUUUCUUGGCUACUAAAUUAGCCAAAACACUUAUGAAGAAAUCAUUUAAAUUUCCUCUGGCUUAGAAAUUUUUUCAUGCACACAGUUGGAAUAUAUGCUAAUUGACCAUGCAACUGGGAAAGAAAAGAAAAUAAUGUGGAACGGUUUGCUAUUUCUAGAAGAAAGGAAAUACUGUUUUCCAAAGAUAAUCUUGUUAUACAUCCUAAUUUGUAUUUUUUUGAAAAAAGUUCAGUUCUACUCAGUUUUUACCUUGUUUUUGCUAUACACUGUAGGUCAUGAUUUCUGUGAGGCAAAAUUGUA